This is a messenger RNA of Siniperca chuatsi (mandarin fish), 3323 nucleotides long. RefSeq names its product centrosomal protein 76 (gene cep76). The record is from RefSeq and is a predicted model, not a curated record. Lineage: Eukaryota; Metazoa; Chordata; Actinopteri; Centrarchiformes; Sinipercidae. The transcript has 13 exons. The coding region runs from base 358 to 2349 and encodes 663 amino acids.
CAAAAUUAAAUAAACGUCCCCUAAAAUGAAGCAUCUCGUCAGUAAGAUCCCACUCGACGUGUAUUACUUUGUUCUAGGACUGAAUUGUUGAAUACCACUACAGUUUUGGCCACAGGACGUUGUCAGGCAGCAGUGCAGCCGUUUUCCCGCUUGCUUUUCCGCCACAGUUUAAACUGGCAGCUGUGAUCGUCCACUGGCUGUCAUGGACGUUUGGUUGUGUUACAGACGACGCGUGUUUACAAGGAUCAAAUAUUGCUCAAACAAGAAAACUACAGUUGUUUAUCGUUCCUGAUAGUACCCUGUUACUAACGUAGCUAGCUAUUUUUGCUCAAAACUGGCCAGAGCUCAUCAACUGUAAUGUCUCUGCCUCCAGAGAAAGCUUCCGAGUUGAAGCAAAUCAUUCACAACCAUCUGCUCAAGAUGGAUAUCCACGGGAAGAUCCGAGAGGUGCUGGCUGAGACUGUGAGGGAUGACCAAGGUCCAGCACAUCGAUCUCUGUCUGAGGCGGAUUUCCUACGUGCUCUGCAGCGCAGGGGCAUCAUAGAUGAUGUGAUGAAGGACCUACAUUUUACCCAGGAAGUACCCACAGAUGCAGAAACAGGAUCUCCUUCGAAGCCCGCUACUCACUUUGUUGACAAGAAUAUUACUCAGCUGGAAAAAACCAAUAUUGACCCCUCCAGGCGGUAUCUGUAUCUCCAAGUGCUUGGUGGUAAGGCCUUUCUGGAGCACCUCCAGGAGCCAGAGCCUUUACCUGGUCAGGUGUGUUCUACAUUUACGCUCUACCUGCACUUCCGCAACCAGAGGUUUCGCUCAAAGCCAGUGCCCUGCGCCUGCGAUCCUGACCUGAAGGAGGGCUUCCUCUUAGAGAUCCACAGAGAUGGCAUAGGAGACGGCAGUAAAAUGGCGGAUGCGACCACCAUGCUGUCUAUGUGUGACCCGGCUCACUUGGUGCUGAUCAAGACGGACACCUCCAGUGAGACAACGCUGGUCUCGUCCUGUUUUCUGGACUGGAGGACAGUCCUCAGCUCGCCCAGUGGGAAGACCUGCCUUGCUGUGGAGCUGAUGGGAGUUGGAAGUGAAUGUAAAGUCCCAGCUGGUGUUUUGACUGUCAGUCUGGAGCUCUACCCUCCUCUCACAGAGACUCUGGGCACUGACAUCAUCAGCACACAGCAAUCACUGGAGAGGCAGAGGACGGCGGAGAAGGAGAGACUCUUCUUGGUUUAUGCCAAACAGUGGUGGAGGGAGUUCCUUGAGAUACGGCCAUCACACCAAUCCAAAAUGGUCAAGAUCUUUGCACAGGAUGAGAACGGCGUCAACAGGCCCGUGUGUUCCUACGUGCAUGUCCUCCGGGCGGGCCGGCUGCUGGAGAGUCCGCGACAGGCGGCGCGCUUCGUCAGCCUGCUGGCCCACGAGAGGGCCCCGGUGGUGGGAGGAGGAGGAGGCAAGCAGGAGCAGUGGUGCACAUUAAUGGCUUUCCUGUGCAGAGGGAAGGGGGACUGUGAGGACCACGCCACCCUGCUGUGCAGCCUCCUGCUGGGCUUUGGCCUGGAUGCGUACGUGUGUGUGGGCACCAAAGCCAAGGGAAUGCCACAUACCUGGGUCCUGACCCGCAGUACUGAUGGGAGCAUCACCUUCUGGGAGAGUCUGACAGCUCACAGAUACCUGCACCAUGCCAUAGACCCAGAUGCCCCACCCCUGGCCCCCCAGCCCAAACCCUCCUCCCCCUACCGCACUGUGGGCUGUGUCUUCAACCACCAGACCUUCCUGGCCAACUGCCAGCCGUCCGAUGCUGUCGAGCUCUGUGUCUUUGACUUCCAGAAUCAGUCUCGGUGGAAGGCGAUGAGCGAAGAGGCUCUGAGGUCUGUUUGCGCCCCAGGCUCCACCACCUCGCUGCCCCCUCUGCCUCCACUCUGUGCCCCAUCUCUGGAUCCUGCUGCUGCCAGCAAUCAGCUGGAGCUGGAGAUGCGCUACCUGGUCUCUGAGCACAGGAAGGACCUGGAGCUGGCGACAGUGUGGGACGACCACCUGUCCUACCUGCUGUCCUCGGCACUGUCGGCCUAUGAGCUGGAGCGUUGCACCGGCGUCUCCUGCGGCAACGAGGAGUUCCAGGACGCAGUGAGGAGGGCGGUGCCAGACGGACACACCUUCAAAGGCUUCCCCAUCCACUUCCUGCACCGCAAUGCUCGGAGAGCCUUUGCCACCUGCCUCAGGUCUCCGUUCUGUGAGGAGAUAGUGUGUUGUCGUGGCGACCACGUGAGGCUUGCGGUCCGUGUUCGAGUGUUUGUCUAUCCUGAGAACGCAUGUGCAGUGUGGCUUAUGUUUGCAUGUAAAUACCGCUCUGUACUCUGACCAACGGACAGAUGGUUCCCAAAAACGACCAGCUUAUGGACAAUAUUUUAGAUCUUCGCAAGGACACCGCGGGCCUGGCUCUUAUAGAUUGAUGCAUGUACAUUGCCCUAAGAAUACCUGGACCCACGAUGAGAUUAAAUUUAAAUUAAGUUGUACUCAGUGUGCACAAGACGUUUGUGGCUGUUGUCUCUGCUGUGAUGCUCAGGCCUUUAUUUUGUAGUCCAGUAGACUCUUUAUUUAUAGACAUUUACACUCCGAAUUGUAUUUAUAUAUCUAUUUUUGUAAAUAAAUGAAACUUACUGUGUGCUUUUUAGAGGCCUUAUUGAAGACGUUUUCCAGUAGAUGACAUCUAUGCUUUCAUAAAUAUGAACAAGAAUUGUUUUUAAAUGACAUUAACUUAAAUUGGAAAAAAUUCGUCUAAAUAAUUGUGGAAAAUGUAGCACACAAAAUAGAAACAUAUAUAAUUUUAGUUAUUGAGCAUGCUGCAAUACUGUAAAUACAGUAUGUAGAGUGAAGUGUAGGGUCUGACUUUAUUGUAAGUACGUGGUGUACAUCUACACCAGACACAAUGACAUCUGUGACUGUUCUCCACUGUUUCCUGUUUCUGUUCUGUUCUUUUUUUUUUUUUUUUUUUUUUGGUAUUCAGUUGGAAAUGCACACACCUAAUAUGAGGUACCCAUAUUCUGAGGAUUACUGUAAUCAUAUAAAAUACAGUAAGCUACAGUAAUGGUGGAAAGUAUAUAUCAUAACUGCCACAUAUUUAAAAUGUAUGGCAGUGGUGAAGUAAUUAGCAAUUAUUUUGCAAUGCUGCAAAUGCUUGCAAACACAUGUUGCAUUGAUUCGGCGAUCAGUACGCCCAGGAAUAAGCAGUGAUUAUAUGAGGUGGCUGUAUUCUGAGGACUGAACAUGUGGUUUUGUGUUUUGCACUUUGUACGUAAGGAGAGCGUUAUGUGUUUAAAGGUAAGAAUACUUAC